AUGCUCUUAAUUGGUGGCGAUCGUGGAGGCUAUGAAAAUGUCAAAUGCUAUCUCGUUAACAAGACAACACACCCCACCGCUAUGGCUUCCACGGCUACAGCAACGUACGUUGCUUCUAAGAACUUAGCUGAAAUCUGCAAACAACUUGGGGAGCCCGUUGCAACCUCUCUAGAAUAUCUACCCCUCAACAAAGUCAUCACUAAGACGCAAAAGCAUGAGAAUGACGCUAUCUCAUUCAUGCUACUGUUCGGCGACGUCCGUAAGCAGCCGAAUGGUGAAGCUCAGGAAGUCUGGGUCUUGCUUUACCCGCCUACUAAGGAGGGCGAGCCAGCUACCCUCGAAUUCAGCUCGUACAAUAGCGCUACUGGAGACUCGGAACAGCAUAGCAACCACAAUAUUAGUUCGAGAGCAGAGAAUGCAGCUGCAUUCAAGAUGCCUAAGAGGCCUUCGCGCGGCAAGCAUGGCGCACUGGUGCGAUACUACUUCUUGAAGAAACUCGCAGCUAUUGAAGCCGAAAGCAAUGGCAUGUCCGAACUCAAGUUUCCUCUGCCAGUCAACAAAGGCAUUCUUGAGGGCUUGAAGGCGGCAUGCGGUGAAUUCGAGGACGAAGCAAGAGCUAAGCUGGCCAGGUCCGUUAGGCAACUCUCAGUCACUCUCCCAGAAAGCCAAGAAAGCGAUGCAACCCUCGACUUCGAGGACGCCAAAGAACCCGUCAAGGAACAGAUUCGGCGUGCAUGGGCCCCAUUCAGAGCUUUAUACCGUGCACCAACAGCAAAUAUGGCUCCUCCUCCUUCUCCUGCUCCUGCUACUCCUGCUGCUGCCACUGCUGCUCCGCAAACUUCUCACAACGACAUCGAACAAUCCCUCGCCUCGCUCAAAGACAAAGAAAUAAACAUCAAGACACAUAUUGCAAAACUCGACGACCACCUCAUGGCCCUAACAGAAGAACGCCUGGACCUUGAGCAGCGCUGCAAAAACGUUGAAGCCGAGCGUCUUGCCGCUGAAAAGGAAGCAGCUAUUAUCAAGGCGCAGCGGGAUAAUCUAUUCAAGGGUCUGAGUCCUGAGGCUGUGUUCGAGCUGGGUAGGAACAGCGAGCGGAAGAAUCCUACAAAGCGACGUAAGCUUGAUUAA
Bipolaris zeicola 26-R-13 is the source of this 1131-nucleotide messenger RNA. RefSeq lists its product as uncharacterized. The transcript is spliced from 4 exons. The record is from RefSeq and is a predicted model, not a curated record. Lineage: Eukaryota; Fungi; Ascomycota; Dothideomycetes; Pleosporales; Pleosporaceae. Bases 1 to 1131 code for a protein of 376 amino acids.